Molecule: messenger RNA, 3475 nt
Organism: Linepithema humile (Argentine ant)
Lineage: Eukaryota; Metazoa; Arthropoda; Insecta; Hymenoptera; Formicidae
Product: stress-induced-phosphoprotein 1-like
Molecular function (GO): Hsp90 protein binding
Source: RefSeq, a predicted model, not a curated record
CAUACACAUAUUAACGUCCGCGCGCAUGCACCCACCGGUCAGUGGACAUGACAGGUGUUUGCCUGCACCUCAUUGUCGUAGAUUAUGUUUAACUGAGAAAGCAUGCCAAUGAUGGUUUAAACAAGAAUGAGCAAUCAAUUGAUCGUUAUUUCUUCGUCAGAAUUAUUUUUCGAGCAGUUCUGCGGAUAACAGAAACUAUGAAUGCACGAGAAGCAGAGGUGGACAAUCUUAAGCAGCAAGGAAAUGCGUGCGUUAAGGAGCAGAAAUAUGAGGAGGCAAUGUUUCAUUAUACACACGCCAUCAAGCUGGAUCCACAGAAUUAUUCUCUCUACAGUAACAGAUCCUUUGCCUUUCUAAUGAUGAGACAGUAUCAUUACGCCAUGGAAGAUGCCCUGAUGACUAUUCAGUUGAAGCCUGAUUGGUCUAAGGGCUACUUUAGGAAAGGUGAGAUUGAACUAAGGACAUUUCGCUUCAGUGAAGCCCUUCAAUCUUACAACAAAGCCCUUGCCUUGCAGCCAAAUGAGCCCAAGAUUUUAGAAGCAAUGAAUAGAGCAUCUAGAUCAUUGAUUAAAGAUAAAAGAGCUGACCAACAGAUUCCGUGGCUUGGAGCUGGUGUUGGCAUUAUAUUAGGAGUUAUAGUUGUGAUUGCUGAUUAUGUUUUUACAAACAAGCCCACAUUAACGAAUCCUCUACUGAUGACGUUACUAACAAUGUCUAUAGCCAUGCUAGGUUUUAGCAUCGCGAAAGGCUUUCGUUAUUUCGUAAAGUGCCAAAGAAAAUCACUGCUGGAGCCGCCCGUCGAUCUCUUCCCGGAGGAAAAAGAAGACCCUGAGAGUUUCGACGUGGAGAAAAAUAGUGAGAAGGAAAAGCAUCCAAAGUAUAGUAAAGCUCAAGCGAGACAACGAUUUCGCAAAGGAAAAUCGUAGGGAUGCGUUUUGAUUGUUUAUUUCGAUGCAUAUAUUCAAGAAUGCGUUAAGAGGAUACAGUAACGUCUUAACGCAGAGUAUAUAAAAAUAACAUUUGACUAUGAUCAGGUCAUUGUUUACCGUCAAACGGUAUACUAUCGUUAUUAAGAAAAAUUCGGUACUUAGCAUUUAGUGUUAUAUUUUCUUAUUUUUUGAAAAACAUUUGUAAGAUACUUAUAUUUUACUGUGUGAAGACUGGAUUAAUUUAUUAUUAAAUCUAUUAUUUGAUAAGAUUUGCGUAUCUGUUCGCAGUAUGUGAACGAUUUUGAUAAUUCAAUUCGUACAAAUUGCAGAAGAAAAUUCUGAUGAAACAUAUAAUAGCUAAUAAUUAAUAAUUGCAUAUAUAGCCAGUACAUUUCAUUGUCGUGUGGAUUAUGAACAAAGUAUGAGUGUCUUUUCUAAGAUUAUUCAAAACUAGUAAGAAUGUCGUAUUUGAUAUUCUCAUCCUCUUUGACAAAUCAUUUAGAAAUCGAGUAAGAAACAUUUUAUCUCUGAAAUUUGCACUCGUCCUUGUGAUUCUUAUACAACGAAUAACGAAGUAUAAGCGUGUCAAUUUAGCAUUAAGAUAAUGUUGCACUUUUCUCUACCUUUUGCACUAUAUAUCAAGCGAGCGCAUAGCGCAUCUUCAUAGAGUCUCUUCACUCUCCCUCUCUCUCUCUCUCUGAUUGAAAUUAUAUCUAUCUAAAUAUAUCUAACUCUUCGGCUGCAAAAAGAUCAUCUCGUUGCACGAAGAGACUGAUUGAUUCUACUUAUAAUUCAUUAGUUCAUAGUUUAUCUCUCGUCCACGAUUCGAAUGUACCGACUAUUACUCGCCACAUAUGCAUCUUGCAAACUCUGAACCAUGAUUUAUGACACAAGUUACCCAAUAAAGAUGAAACUGCAAGGCUGUUUUGUUAAAAAAUACUACGACCUGUCUCCCAAAACAUCCAUUAAAAACUUGUUGCUUUAUGUCCCAUUUGUGUGCAACUGAGCUAUACAAUAGACAGUAAUAAAUAAUGAAAAUAUGCAUACAUAUGUAGUUACAAUUUUGCAUUGCACAUUUGAAUGUACAUUUAAAUUAUGAAGCAAAUAAAAAAACGUUAUUAUCUUUUUGCUGGCGACAGUACACUCGUAAACAAAGGCAUUUCUUUUAUAACAAAAAUAGUUGACCGAUUAUAACUGCAUUAGGAAACAAAGGUGAGGAGGAAAUUUUUUUUAUCAACAAUGUGGUGUAAUCAAUCAAAUUGCUAAUUUGUUUUUUUCGUUGUAUUAUAUUCUCGUUGCCCAGACACUUUACUAGUCCAAUUAUAUUGGUUAUAUCUUAUGGUUGAUGAUUUGGAGUAAUGAUUUUAAUUUGCAGGUCAUUUAUCUCGAAAUUUCGAAACUUCACGCGUAUCUUAUAUGUGCAUGGAUUUUACGACUUUAUUAUAGAUUCGAUGACUUUAUUAUAAGCGAUGAUGCGAAUCAGUCAAUAGUAAUGCAAUCAACAGAAAUAGAAACGUAUGCAUUGUUUGCAUUGUUUGCGUUUUAGUUCUAAUAUUAAGUUGUAACUGAACGUUUAUAAUAACGUAUGCGAUAUCGGAAAUCGCGCAAAUUAAAAUUCAUAUAACAGCAGUGAGUAGAGUUUCGACGCGUAUCAUCGAAUUUCUAUUCUCACGAAUGGAGAUCGUUUCAUCGUGUUUAUGGAGAUCCUUUCAACAUUUGCAACGAAAUUCGAACUCGUUGGAGAAUCACACCGAAUUUCAUCCCGGAGGAAAAAAAUAGAGAGAGCCGAGCGGAAAAUUGUAAUUUUACAGCGUAUCGCGUUUUCUUCGUUCUCUGCUCCGAAAUUGUUGACGUCAACGCAGUUGAGUAUCCUGCCAACGCUUUUUCGACGCUUAUAUUUUACGCACGCGACACGACAAAUAGUACUUGCAUAUGCGACUACGACGAGGGGUUACAUCACGCAAAAUAAAACGCCACAAUGGCAAAUAUUAGCUACGUGGCCGCGAAUGUGGCCAUUAUAUAAAAGCAGCAACACGCGCUUUGUAACACACGCUCCCGUUACAUUGUGCGUCGUUGGCGAAAAAUGGCGACAAGGUUUCGGUUUCGAGGCGAGUUCGUGUACGGACGCGUUUCGCGAAUGAGUACCUUAAAAAAGACGGGAAAUCUCGUUGAGCGAAAUUACGAGGGGUUAGGUGUCGACGGAAGAACGGCUUCGAGGCUAUCGUAUACAUCGUAGCUCGUUUUCGUUGCGAAAACCAGAACUUCAACGAAAUCGAAGGUCGUCGAGGGGACUCGUAGUUAAAGAACGAUACUCGUGCUCCCGUUAGGAAGCAGUCGGGGCGCGUCGCGACGCAGAAGCUCGCUGAAGAUGCUCGGAACCAAGAAACGAGAGAAGCGUGGCCGGGUCGCCCAAUGCGAUUGGCGAGGUAGCUAGCUUGCUGGUCACGGCACAUCGAAUCUGCGCAUGCGUGCACGCAUGUGCAAUUUCACGCGAUACAUUCCCGACUCUAUUAAAUUGGUGAAACGAGGUUUUUUGCACCCCUUAU